This is a messenger RNA of Drosophila montana, 1407 nucleotides long. RefSeq lists its product as uncharacterized. Bases 219 to 1346 code for a protein of 375 amino acids. Gene Ontology annotation, cellular component: nucleus. The transcript is spliced from 5 exons. Gene Ontology annotation, biological process: double-strand break repair. NCBI's taxonomy places the organism in Eukaryota, Metazoa, Arthropoda, Insecta, Diptera, Drosophilidae. The record is from RefSeq and is a predicted model, not a curated record.
UAGUAUAUUUCGUUUAUUUUUAAAUUCAAAUUUGAAUCAAGCGCUUUUAGCGCGCGCAUUUGCUGGCGCAAUCGAUAAGUUUUAUUCGUUCAAUUCGUUCCACUCAAUGAGCUAGUUCCAGUUCCGCGGCUCGAUAAACGCGAAGCGUACGACUGGCCGGGCCGGGCCGGGCCGGCACAGCUGUCAGCUGUUUAUGUUGUGUUGCGUUUUGAUGAAAUAUGACUUUGAAGAUAAUUCAACUAAAUGAUGUGCAAUUAAUUAGUUGCCUUAGUGGCGACGUAGACAAUGAUGACGUGCUGCAAUUUUAUUGCCAUGAUAAAAUAAACGAACUGAGCUACAAUGAAAAUUUGCCUGUGACACAAUUUCAGCAGCGUAUUCGGGAAUUGAACAAACGCGUGCACUUUCCCAUUAAAGCGGUGCGCACGGCCUUAAGUAGCGCUCAUCCGGCAGAGGCUACAUUGCGAUGUGUCCAGCACAACGGCGCGGCUGAGGCGGAACCUGAUGUGAAUAUGCAUGGCAGCAUCGAGCAGCAGCCGGAGCAGCAGGAGCAGGAGCAGCACUCUGUGCUCAGCUUGAAAUAUCGCAUCGAGGGUGCACCGGCGCCGCUUAAGUGGGAAUGGCGUUUGACCGGCGUGGACAGUGCAAUGUUUUAUCGUUGCCUAUUGAAGGAUGCUCUUCAUACCGCCACCAAUCUAAACGAAAAUCUGCAGUCCUUGCUGGAUGUCGUUAAGAAAAAGGACAUAGAACUCAAACAGUAUCGCAUAGAAGGCGCUCAGCUGCGCAGAACCACUGUGGCCACUGAGCCCUACGAUGUGGACGCUUUUCAUGUGCAACACAAACAGCUGCUGGCGGCUGUCGCCGCCUACGUAAAAGUGGGCCAAGCGUUGGAUGGAGUGCCCGCCACAGCGCCCAUUAUUAAAAACGAAACGGCAGUGGGCGUGCCGCCCAUGUCCGCUGAUGUGGCUACCACAAUACCAUGCAGCACAGCAGCCACAAGCUCAGCCAAAUCAAUAAGUCCACGCAACAGAAAACGCAAGGCAAUGGAAACGGGCAUACAACAUGUGGAACGCAAGGUGCUGCAGCGUCGCCGUGUGCCACAGCUGCAAUAUAAGAAUACUGAAAGUCAGGAAUCGGAUCUAGAUGCUAGCUUUGCGCAAACCAUGUCCAAUGUCAAGGCUGAAGCUGAGAUUAAGCAGGAGUCAGGCAUUGAAAUACCAACUGCAAUAGAUCCCGAAACAAAACCAAUCGUAGAAUCGACUAAAAAUGAACUGGACGAAAUUAUGCAGUUGAUCAAUCGCACAGCGGAGCAAACCAACAAAAUGCUAGAGGAGCAUAAUGUCACUUAAAAAUGAUAAAGAUAGCAAUAGCUCUCAUUGCUGCGCGCUUUCCCUCUCUUUCUAUACCAUA